Engraulis encrasicolus (European anchovy) is the source of this 945-nucleotide messenger RNA. It is a transcript of the gene atoh1a, whose product is annotated as atonal bHLH transcription factor 1a. NCBI's taxonomy places the organism in Eukaryota, Metazoa, Chordata, Actinopteri, Clupeiformes, Engraulidae. The coding region runs from base 1 to 945 and encodes 314 amino acids. The transcript has a single exon. Gene Ontology annotation, biological process: axon development; sensory organ development; positive regulation of transcription by RNA polymerase II. The record is from RefSeq and is a predicted model, not a curated record. Gene Ontology annotation, cellular component: nucleus. Gene Ontology annotation, molecular function: protein dimerization activity; E-box binding; DNA-binding transcription factor activity, RNA polymerase II-specific.
AUGGAUGCUCUACGUCUGGACGGCUUGAACAAAGACGCAAAGGAGAUGUGUGGAGACCUGGACGUCCAGCAGCAGCACUCUGGCUUGAUGGGGAGGGGGGAGCGAGGACGUGAGUACGCACCAAGCCUGGCACUCAUGGACAGCAGUGACCCACGCGCCUGGCUCGCUCCCGUGCAGCCUGGCACCUGCGCGCCACACGCCGACUACCUGCUGCACUCCCCGGGCUCCAGCGUGGAAGGCGUGGCUCUGUCUCCACCAGCCGGUGCUCACCUCUCCAACUUCAGGAAGAGCUCCAAGAGUCCCGCCGUCAAAGUGCGCGAGCUGUGUCGGCUCAAGGGCAGCACCCUGUCAGUAGCUGACGACGGGAGGCAGAGGGCUCCGUCCAGCAAGCCCGCAAAUGGUGUGCAGAAACAGAGGCGCGUGGCAGCCAACGCACGGGAACGGCGGAGGAUGCACGGGCUGAACCACGCCUUUGACGAGCUACGGAGCGUCAUACCGGCUUUCGACAACGACAAGAAGUUGUCCAAGUACGAGACCCUGCAGAUGGCCCAGAUCUACAUCAACGCGCUCUCUGACCUGCUGGAGGGUCCCGGUGCUAAAUCAGACUCGCCAAACUGCAACCUGACUGCCACGGUUUUCGAGGGGGAAAGCAGUCCCAGUGACUCGGCGGCAAACAGGGUAUUCUCCGGCCAGUUAUCCGGAAUGCCAUUCUCCUACGAGGAUGCGUCCUUCGCCUCUUUCAUCGAACAGAAUUUGCAGUCACCUUCGGGGACCCUGAAGUCCGAUUCUUCUGACAGCAACAGCAAAGACUCUCCCAGGUCGAACCGAAGCGAUGGAGAGUUUUCUCCCCAUUCCCACUUCAGCGACUCGGACGAAGCUCACAUGGAGAUCCAGAGCGAAGAUGAACUGUCAGAACUGAAACUGCCCAGCCACCAUACAUUCUAA